AUGGAUCCCUUGUUUGAGGUGACGACUCUUGGGGGCAUGACGUUUAAGAUCAGUCAGGUCCCGAAUAAGAAAUUCUACGGCGUGCAGAAGGGGGGUGGGUCUAUGGCUAUCGCGAGGGCGUAUUCGAAAUACGGCGCUGCGAUUUCUGAUGAUUUGCUUUCCACCAUAGAGGAGAUAUUGAAGGAGCUUGGUUUAUUGGGGAACGCUGGAGCUGGGGCCGGGGCCGGGGCUGGGAAUAACACGACUGCUGAUCCUCAAGGCGAGGUAGCAGCGGUUCCGCAGAUGUUCGAUUCCGAGUAUUUAUGCCCGGUAGAGAUCGGUACUCCGCCGCAGACUUUGAAUCUGGACUUUGACACAGGCUCGUCCGAUCUGUGGGUAUUUAGUUCCGAGACGCCGGGGAUUCAAGUUAUGGGCCAAGACGCCUGGGAUAUUGAGAAGAGCUCGACGGCCCAGCUGCUAACGGGGGAAUCAUGGAGUAUUAGCUACGGCGAUGGCAGCAGCUCCAGCGGUAAUGUCUACUUGGAUAAGGUCUCAGUCGGUAGAGUUACGGUUCAGAAGCAAGCAGUGGAGUCUGCUCGUAACGUCUCGGUGGCGUUUACGCAACGAUCUGAUACAGACGGGCUUCUAGGAUUGGCGUUCGGUUCUAUAAACACGGUUAAACCUACCCGGCAGAAGACUUUCUUCGAGAACGCGAUACCAGAUCUCGCAUCUCCUCUAUUCACAGCUAAUCUGAAGAAAGCAGAGCCGGGCAACUACAAUUUUGGCUUCAUCGAUGCCACCGAGUUUACGGGACAAAUCACAUACGUACCCGUUAAUACGUCCUCCGGCUUCUGGCAGUUUGUUUCGGAUGGGUACUCGAUCGCCGGCUCGAGUGCUGUAUCUGCGCCGCACCAGGCCAUCGCAGAUACAGGCACUACCCUCUUGCUUCUCCCGCAAGAGAUUGCAGACGCGUAUUACUCGCAGGUGCAGGGAGCUGUCAACGACGUAAGGGGAGCAGGGGGGUAUGUCUUCCCGUGUUCCGCCUCGUUGCCGGAUUACACGGCGAUAAUCGGGAGUCACCAGGCCGUGAUCCCCGGCGACUUCAUCAACUACGCACCCGUGGACGGUGACUCGUUCGAGAAUGCGACGACGUGUUUCGGCGGUAUACAGGCUUCGGCGGCAGGUUUCCCGUUUUCUAUUUAUGGGGAUAUCUUCCUGAAGGCGCAGUUCGUAGUCUUCCACGGCGGCAAUAACCAACUUGGAUUUGCUAGUAAGUCCCUGUGA
Messenger RNA from Daldinia decipiens, 1263 nucleotides. RefSeq names its product eukaryotic aspartyl protease. NCBI's taxonomy places the organism in Eukaryota, Fungi, Ascomycota, Sordariomycetes, Xylariales, Hypoxylaceae. The record is from RefSeq and is a predicted model, not a curated record. The transcript has 4 exons. Gene Ontology annotation, molecular function: aspartic-type endopeptidase activity. The coding region runs from base 1 to 1263 and encodes 420 amino acids. Gene Ontology annotation, biological process: proteolysis.